Molecule: messenger RNA, 2397 nt
Organism: Anarrhichthys ocellatus (wolf-eel)
Lineage: Eukaryota; Metazoa; Chordata; Actinopteri; Perciformes; Anarhichadidae
Gene: rhbdd3
Product: rhomboid domain containing 3
Exons: 5
Coding region: 254-1345 (363 amino acids)
Cellular component (GO): membrane
Molecular function (GO): serine-type endopeptidase activity; protein binding
Source: RefSeq, a predicted model, not a curated record
GGAGUGCGGAAGUAGACGUUCGCUUAGCCCUCAACAUUUUAUUUUCUUAUUUAAGGACAUUUAUUACUCACGUAUUGAGAACAUAGUUAUGUUAACCUCACAGGUUUGUUGUAACCUACAUACAGUGGUAGAGAUGUUUUGACAAGUUAAAUUAUGGAGGAUUUUACAGCCAGUAGCUACAGUUGGAGCUUGUUUACCAGAAUUAUGCCACUGAAGUACAAGUGAGUGUAGCAACUACAGCUUAUCCUAAAUAAUGCUUCCUCGUGUAUUGUCAGUAUGGUUUUGGUUUGGAUCAGAUCGCCCUGGAUUCUGUCUGGGAACAUCUUUAUUGACGACACUCACGCUUGUGAUGUAUGCUGGGGGCAUCCAGGCAAGUCUCACUGUCGGUCCAGGUGGAGACUUCCCCAGGCUCAGAGAUGUGUUCCUGUAUGCCUUCAGUCAUGAUGAGCUGCCCUCUCUGCUGGUCAGUGUUGCCUUCCUGCUGUUGGUUGGACCGUGUGAGGAGCGCCGCUGGGGAACAGUCGCCUUUCUCUCCCUCUCCAUCCUCACAACGACCUUAUUGCCUCUUCUUUACACCCUGGUCAUGUUUGUCGGUGGUGGUGAGGCGAGUCGGAUCUGUGGUUACUCUGCCAUCCAGCUGGCUCUGUUUGCAGCGCAUUGUCGUCAGAUGGCACAGAGGAGGCUGCUGAGGUGUCUGCCGGUCUGGUUUCUCCCCUGGCUUCUUCUGCUGAUUGGUCUGCUGCUGCUGCCUGGGACACCUGCCCUGCUUCACUUCUGCACAAUAUUCAUCGGACACAACUAUCACCAGUCCUUCAUUGGGAUGUUACAGGAGCUGGAGGAGACCAGGGUCUUGGACUUCAUUCCUGAUUGGGCGUAUGUUCGCUCUUCAGCCAGGUUGAGAUUGCCCAUCUGCACUACAUCACAGAGAUCUAGAUCUCUUUCUCAGAUGAUGCCUGCAGAUCAGGCAGCUGCUCCACCCAUGAGGGAUCAAUCGAACCACCACCCAUGGGUGGAUCCAGUGCCUGCCUGGAUAAUGACAGAGUCUGCUGCGCUGUCUGAGGCCGAGGUACUGGAGGAACAGAUGCUAAGAGCAGGAAUACUGGCCUCAUUACAGGAUGCUCCUGACAACCCUGAUUCAAAAGUGGAGGUGCCCAAAUCAUCAGUUUCCUCUCUCCGACUCCAGCAGCUGGAGAAGAUGGGCUUCCCCACAGAGAAAGCUGUAGUGGCGUUAGCGGCCUCAAAACAGCUAGAUGGCGCCAUUUCUUUGCUCAUUGAUGACAGCGUCGGAGAACAGGCUGUGAUGGUAUCUAAAGGGAGGAGCCCUCUGCUGCCGCACAGCACCUAGACCACAUCGCACUCCUGUGGACUGAGUGUUUGCUCUUGUGCAGUGAACUGGACUCACGUUAUGCUUGGGUUUUGCUGAGCUUUAAUAUUAGAUUUUCCCUGUGGGCUACUUUUAGAGCUAAAUUAAUUAUCAGAAUUUAUGGGGGCGGGGGGGUGAAAGACUGAGUUGUUCUUUCACCACAACUGUGAUUCAAAUCCAGUGCAGAAGCAAACGUAACCGCUUCGGAGACACUUUCUGUAUCUGCACAUAAAAUGUACAUUUGAGCGAAAGGAUGCCAUUUAUUUAUUCUGUAAUAAUGUUUAAUGAAUGCUGUUGUGUUUUUAACACAAAUAAAGAGAGGUGACAUGUAGAAAAACAAAACAAUGCACAUUAUUUUAUUACAUCAAUCAUCUAGACAGGAUUAUCUCAACACAAUAACACAUUUGCAAGAAAAAACAUGUUGAAUGAAAUAUAAAAUGGUUACACAACAGCAUACGAAAUAAGAUACAAAGAUCAUUUUAAAUAGUUUCACAAUAAGUUUGAUAUAAGAUGAAAAAACAAUCAAGUCUUUUCAUCAGGACAGUUUAAGCUGUCAACAGUGGUAAAAAUAUGUUCAAGUUCCAUUAACAGUUUUGCUAUUUCCUCUGCAUCAAAGAUCUUAAAAUGGACAGCCAAUUCCAGAGAUGUUUAAAAUGAUGAUAUAACAUAAUAUAUGACAUAAUCUGUUUUGUCACCAAACUCAAAUGUGUGUGCUUUUAGUACACACACUAAAUGUAAAUAUACUAUUGUAUAUUAAAUCACUUUAUCAGUGUGUACUUUAAGGGGGGGGACACGCACACCAGAAAACUACAAAUCACUGUUAGCAACACAUAUCUUAGCUAGAGUAGAGAUGCCUUCAUCUUUUAGUGCACUACAUAACAUUGAGUUAAACAAUAUGAUUAUAACAAAAUGAAUACUAGAAGAGGUUUGUUUGUGUACUUGUGUCCUGCAAACUGUACAUGCUCAAUAUGCUUAAAUAGUGGAAUCUCUUCAAAUUGCAGUUAGAUUGUGAAAGCAAUAAAAAUGCAAAUCCA